Molecule: messenger RNA, 1295 nt
Organism: Arachis ipaensis
Lineage: Eukaryota; Viridiplantae; Streptophyta; Magnoliopsida; Fabales; Fabaceae
Source: RefSeq, a predicted model, not a curated record
UUCAUGAACCUAAGGCAUAAAUCAACUAGGCUUUUCACAAACAAAUAAACUCCGAUCCGAUGACAAGCCCAAAGUUUCUGAUUCCCGUUGUUGUUUUCAUACUAGUUUUUGGUGGCUUAGGAAUAUGUUGUGCCGCCAGAACACUCAAUAAUCAUGGCGAUGAUGGUGUUGCUGCUCCACAUCUCUUGAAAAAUGGCCGAGUUCAUGCUGAUCGAGGAAGAUGCCGGGAUAUUGAUAGAGGAGUUAGUGUUGGGUACUGUGAUAAAAUAGGAAAAGGUUCUGGCGGCGGACAAGGUUAUGCUGGUGGAGGUGGAAAAGGUGCUUCAACUGAUGAUCCCGGUGGAAAUGGUGGAACAGGUGGAGAUGGUGGUGGUGCUGGUGAUGGAGGAUAUCGUGGCAUAGGUGGAAAAGGAGGAGCUGGCGGAGACGGUGGUAAUGGUGGAAACGGAGGAGACGGUGAAAACGGUGGAGAUGGAAUAAAUGGAGGUGGUGGUGGGGGAGGCAGCGGCGGUGGAGGAGGUGAGAUAGAUUGUGAAAGAGGUGAAGAUGGAGGAAGUGGCGGCAGCUAUGGUUAUCACCCUUAGACACUGUAUAAUAAAUAAUUGAUAAAUGAUAUUUUGUAUCACUCUAGAUACAACAUAAGUUUGAUUUUUGUAUAUGAUAUGAGUUUGUUUCUUAAUUUAUGUAAAUUGAUGAGGUAAGUUCUAAAAAUUCUUUCUGACAUUAAUUUUGUGUAUUAAAAUUGUUUUUAAGAUUUUGUUCGGUUGCCGGGUUUCGAACGGGUCAGGUAAGUGGAGCAGGCGAAAAGAUAAGGGAGAUCUAGACCUGAUUGAUAAAUGGACGGGUUUUCUGAGUUGUGGAGCUGGUGGGUGGAAGACGGAAACUUGGCGACAUUCCGAGCAGUUGUGUUGGAGAGGGGGGAGCUACCUGCAAUGAUACUCCAACGUUCUUGUAGAGAUCGUAUAAGUGGCAGUGAGAGUAAUGGGUUAGUGACGUACCUAGGAAGAGGGGUAGGAUCCUCUCCUUAUAUACCCUGUUAGUAGGGCAGGUCCCACUAGAUAUAGAUCUUUUUUCUAAAAGUUUCUUUGUCUAGCUGCCAUGAGGCUGGCUGCUAGGGGGUGCUAUUCCAUACAUUACUCGCAGUUCAGGUGGGCGAUAUCCGCCGGAUCGGCCACUCGAGUCGGAACUCCUGAUCACCUUGACGGGGCCAAAAUAGAUUUUAACUGAAUAAAUUAUAUUUUUGAGAUUAAUAAAAAUGUAUUAAGUUAAUUAUGAAUUCAAUUUUUUUAAUGAUA